Molecule: messenger RNA, 1278 nt
Organism: Olea europaea var. sylvestris
Lineage: Eukaryota; Viridiplantae; Streptophyta; Magnoliopsida; Lamiales; Oleaceae
Product: pre-mRNA cleavage factor Im 25 kDa subunit 2-like
Exons: 7
Coding region: 140-919 (259 amino acids)
Cellular component (GO): mRNA cleavage factor complex
Molecular function (GO): mRNA binding
Source: RefSeq, a predicted model, not a curated record
CUUUUUUUUAAAUAAAUAGUGACGUACUCAGGAGGGCUUGAAAGUUCUGUCGCCAUCCAGUUCAUCCCAUUACUAGAUCAUUCUAAAGAAUAACGUUAAACUUUUAAAUCUGAACUUGAAGAUCAACUGCACUUUCUCCAUGAUAAUAACGACGACCUUUGUUAGACGAAGGGAAAGGUCACAACCGGAAGCGAAGCCGAUACGUUUUUUAAAACUCCGCUAUCGGCCACCGGUGAUUUCGGCGGAGCAAAUUCAAUCAAAACAAGUUUCACGAUAUCGAGAAACGAAGAGACACAGAGAGAGAGGGAGGGAGAAAAUGGUGACGUCGCCGGUGGUAAAUACAUACCCUCUGUCGAGCUAUACUUUUGGUACCAAAGAGCCAAAGAUGGAGAAAGAUACCUCAGUUGCUGAUCGUCUUGCGCGAAUGAAAGUCAAUUACAUGAAGGAAGGCAUGAGAACUAGCGUUGAAGGGAUUCUAUUGGUACAAGAACACAAUCAUCCCCAUAUACUUCUUCUGCAAAUCGGAAAUACUUUCUGUAAACUCCCAGGCGGCCGGCUGAAGCCAGGAGAGAAUGAGAUUGAGGGCUUGAAAAGGAAACUCUCUAGCAAACUUGCUGCUAAUGCGCCUUCUCUUCAGCCAGAUUGGCAGAUAGGUGAGUGCGUGGCUAUAUGGUGGAGACCAAAUUUUGAGACUAUAAUGUACCCUUAUUGCCCCCCACAUAUUACAAAACCUAAGGAGUGCAAGACGCUUUUCAUGGUUCACCUAUCUGAAAGAGAGUACUUCGCUGUGCCAAAAAACUUGAAACUUCUUGCUGUUCCAUUGUUUGAACUCUACGACAAUGUUCAGAGAUAUGGACCUGUUAUAUCCACCAUCCCACAGCAGCUGUCCAGGUUCCACUUCAACAUGAUCCAUUCAUGAAUAGUCAUGGACCUCCUAGAGCUCAUGCAAGGAUAAAGUAUUGCUGGAUGGUUAGAAUUGAGUCCUGUCCAGGUCCAAAGUUUCACUGACGACUGAGCAAAUACUGCAUAUUAUUGUUGAUCAUUUUUCCUAGAGUAGACAAUUUGAGCGUAAAGUUUCUUACUUUAACUUAUGAUAUUUCUCUCUCCUUACUGUAACUGUAGUAGCAGUAGCUUAUUAAAUUCGUCCCUUUUUCACUCAUGUUGCUUUAUAAAGUCUAUGUUUACUACUUGUGGGCUUCUUCCGACGUCAUGUUAGGAACAUGAUCCAUUGUAGCCUUUUGCUGCAUGGGAUAUAUAUUUUAAGAAUUGUUAUGGGUC